AUGUAUUCACCUGAUCCUGGAGAGAAUCUAGAAGAAUUUGUAUUAAAACCAGCUCCACAAGGUGUUACAAUGAAAUGUCGUAUUACUAGAGAUAAAAAAGGUGUUGAUCGUGGUAUUUUCCCUACAUAUUUCUUACAUUUAGAAAGAGACGAUGGCAAAAAGACAUUUUUAUUGGCUGGUAGAAAACGGAAAAGAAGCACCACUUCAAAUUACCUCUUAUCUACAGAUCCCACAGAUUUAACGAGAAAUGGUGAAGCUUUUAUUGGAAAAUUAAGGUCAAACCUGCUUGGAACACAUUUCACACUAUUUGAUAAUGGUACAAAUCCAAAGAAAAGACCUGUGGCCUCCAGACAAGAAUUAGUAGCUAUUGCUUAUGAAACAAAUGUAUUAGGAUUUAAAGGACCACGUAAAAUGACUGUUGUUAUACCUGGUAUGAAUCUUGAUCAUGAACGAGUUGAAAUUAAGCCUAGAGGGGAUCAUGAUGGUUUAAUAGAAAAAUGGAAACGAAAAAAUAUGGAAAAUUUAUUAGAAUUACAUAAUAAGACUCCUGUAUGGAAUGAUGAAACUCAAUCUUAUGUGUUAAAUUUUCAUGGUCGGGUCACACAAGCAUCAGUUAAAAAUUUUCAAAUUGUUCAUGAUAAUGAUGUUGAUUAUAUCGUAAUGCAGUUUGGUCGUGUAGCAGAAGAUGUGUUUACUAUGGACUUUAAUUACCCACUGUGUGCUUUACAAGCGUUUGGAAUAGCACUGAGUAGUUUUGAUGGUAAAUUAGCUUGUGAAUAGUGAUAUAUGAUUUACUCCUGCCUAUUUAAUUUAUUUAUUAUACAAUGUAUAGAAUAUAGUGUUUAGAAUCACAUACAACUUUCUACAUGCCAUAUUGGAAGACUACAGGUAGAACAUGGAUAAUACGAAUUACACAAGUGGUUUGUUGUGAAAUAGCCAGAAGUCAGAUAGUUAUAUAGUAUAUACAUAUCAUUCAUGGUGAAUAUAAUAAUAUUAUUGGUUAAUCCUCAGAUAUCAAC
This is a messenger RNA of Lottia gigantea (owl limpet), 1019 nucleotides long. RefSeq lists its product as hypothetical. Bases 1 to 780 code for a protein of 259 amino acids. NCBI's taxonomy places the organism in Eukaryota, Metazoa, Mollusca, Gastropoda, Lottiidae. Gene Ontology annotation, cellular component: cilium. The record is from RefSeq and is a predicted model, not a curated record. Gene Ontology annotation, biological process: protein localization to cilium. The transcript is spliced from 7 exons.